Molecule: messenger RNA, 1506 nt
Organism: Ostrea edulis (European flat oyster)
Lineage: Eukaryota; Metazoa; Mollusca; Bivalvia; Ostreida; Ostreidae
Product: T-box transcription factor TBX22-like
Exons: 8
Coding region: 238-1491 (417 amino acids)
Biological process (GO): positive regulation of DNA-templated transcription; regulation of transcription by RNA polymerase II; cell fate specification
Cellular component (GO): nucleus
Molecular function (GO): RNA polymerase II cis-regulatory region sequence-specific DNA binding; DNA-binding transcription factor activity, RNA polymerase II-specific
Source: RefSeq, a predicted model, not a curated record
AAACACUGGGUCAUCUUCCGUACACAGGUGCGAUCUGUUAAAACAAUCACAGCAUUUAUUAUCUCAGGGUAAACAGAAGCACCAGAUAAUCCUUUUCUGGCCAUGUUAUAGUCAUCAUUUGAAUUCAGAUAUAUACAAUUCAGCCAUCAUACAGACACGCGUUUGUUUCGCAGUUAACAUUAUUUAAUUGCAAACAUUAGUAAAUGUUCAUAUAAAUUUUGGAGGAUUUUCAGAACAAUGCUAAGUGCUAAGGCUAGGGCUUUCAGUAUCGACAGUCUGUUAGCUGUAGGACCAGGUGUUACUAAGGAAAGCCAUGCAGACUUUCGGCGCCAGGACCUGGGAGUCUGUCAUCGAGAACAUCCGACAAAGAAGCACUCAAUCAGGAAGUGCUUCCACCCCGCGCUGCACACUAUUGCAGAUGACACAGCCGAAUGUAAACUCCAGAUCGAACUGUGUCAGAAUGAUUUGUGGCAUGCCUUCCACAAUUUAGGAACGGAGAUGAUUAUCACAAAAACGGGAAGGCGAAUGUUUCCUGCAAUCAGAGUAAAACUCCACGGACUGGACCCUAGUUGCAAAUACACCGUAUCUUUAGAGUUUUCACAGAUAGACAAGCAGAAGUAUCGUUAUGUGUAUCACAGUUCAAAAUGGAUGGUAUCUGGACUUGGAGAUGAAAUGAUACGUGAUCAGACUUAUCGUCAUCCAGAUUCACCAGCAAAUGGUUCAGUGCUUGAAACACAAAUUAUUUCUUUUGAAAGAAUUAAACUCACCAACAACGACUCGCCCAAGUAUGGACAGAUUUCUUUACUGUCCAUGCAACGCUUCGUACCUCGACUUCAUGUGCACCAAAUAUCAGCUGAUGGGAUUAAAGUUCGUCACUUCAUGACGUCAUUUCCACAAACAUCAUUCACCGCAGUCACUGCUUACCAAAAUCAAGAGAUAACCAAACUGAAGAUAGCCAGAAAUCCAUUCGCCAAGGGCUUUCGAGAGGCCGGAAAAAACAGAAGUUCGCUAGAAGUCAUGUUGGAUUCCUUCGCCACACGGGGUACCAGGCCUCAGUAUAAUCCGAUGCCAGUUAAAAGACAACAUGCAGAGCAUCAGGACGAGAGAGACCAAGGACUCGCCUUGUAUCUUACUGGCAAAGAAAUGAGACUAUUAACUAGUGUUUGGAACAAUACUUCUCCCAGCAGUGUUUCUCCUGAUCAUAUGCUGAAAUAUCCGUAUCUUCUACAAGUUCAACCUCCGUCAUCUCACAGAGAUAUGCAGAUUCCAUGUAUAAAUUGUGAAUCCAACACAACUGCAGACGUUUUUCAAGGUGGAACACAGACUGUGCACAACCCCGGAUGUGUAGAACGGUCUCCGUCACAACGCCCAUCUGAUACUCCAGAGUGGUGUUCAAAAAUGCCCCUACCAGUCUCCCCGACUUGUGACUUUCAAUCUCCAAACGUCUCUUCUCAUCUACUGCACAUGUUCAGAUACUCCUUGAAUAAAUAGUAUUUACGCAUUCUA